UUCUUUUGUGUGAAUAACAUUACUUUUCUACUAAAAAUACUCAAUAAAAGCAAGUGCCUUAAUUACUUGUUUCACCGGCACUGUUGUUGUUACAAAUUUACUACCACUCUCCUCCCUCCAAAAAUCUCUAACAAUGGCGCUUCACAUUCUAACAUUCACCGCCGCAGCAGUUCCAUUUCCCUCCAAAAUAUUUAAUCAUUCAAUCCAACCCAAAAUCCCUCUCCAGUUUCACUUCUCAACGAGGCAUGCACUUGUCAGUUCAACACAGCCUCAGAAAUAUGUCUAUCCUGACCCAAUCCCUGAAUUUGCUGUUGCUGAGACACAGAAGUUCAAGGCUGAGCUAUUGAAGAAACUGUCCAAAGAAAAGGAGACAUUUGGGGACGAGCUUGAUGAUGUUGUUAGUGUUUGUGCUGAGAUUUUUAAUGAAUUCUUGCACAAAGAAUAUGGAGGACCCGGGACACUACUGGUGGAGCCUUUUACUGAUAUGAUGGUAGCUCUCAAGGAGAGGAAACUUCCAGGAGCGGCAUUGGCUGCGCGAGCAUCAUUAUUGUGGGCUCAAAAUUAUGUUGAUCAGGAUUGGAAGACCUUGGAACUCAAAACAACUAAGACAAUGAAAACGGUCAUUUUUCCUGCAUACGUCGGUCAAUAAUCAUGGCUAAUCUUUAGAGUUGCUGUGCUAGUAAAAG
Nicotiana tabacum (common tobacco) is the source of this 686-nucleotide messenger RNA. Its product is annotated as protein PLASTID REDOX INSENSITIVE 2, chloroplastic-like. The record is from RefSeq and is a predicted model, not a curated record. NCBI's taxonomy places the organism in Eukaryota, Viridiplantae, Streptophyta, Magnoliopsida, Solanales, Solanaceae. Gene Ontology annotation, biological process: regulation of gene expression.